AUGGGGGCCCCUUUAAACCUGCUUUAUUACCCGUUUCAGAUGAGGCUCAGUGUGCAGCGAGUCCAGCCGACAGAACCGAUUGCGGAUACCCAGGAAUUAAUGCCAGCGAGUGCUAUUCCAGAGGAUGCUGCUUUAACUCCACUAUUCGCAGGGUUAAAUGGUGCUUCUUCCCAAAACAACUCGGUAAGUUAUUGCAUCACAUAG
Molecule: messenger RNA, 204 nt
Organism: Staurois parvus
Lineage: Eukaryota; Metazoa; Chordata; Amphibia; Anura; Ranidae
Source: the annotation of a GenBank genome assembly